CACAUCAAAUUGUGCAGAACACUGUUGAGACACAUGAAGAUGCAUUCAAUAACGUUUGUAUUAGUGGUUACCUGUGCUGUGUUGGUAACAUGCGAGGAAGAGCAGUAUGAUUCGAAAUUCGACAACAUCGAUCUGGACGAAAUUUUCAAAAGUGAAAGGCUAAUCAAGAAUUACCACGAAUGCUUCAUGGAAAGGGGAAAUUGCACCCCCCAGGGCGCAGCCAUCAAAAAAAACCUUCCUGAUGCCCUGAAAACAGAGUGUUUGAGAUGUACGAAAAAACAGAAAGAAAACGCUAAAAAGACCCUCAACUUCAUGUUGGAGGAGAAGCCCGAUCUGUAUACGGAAUUGGAAGCGAAAUACGAUCCUGCACAGGUGUACAGAAAGAAGAAAGCCGAACUUGGUAAAUUCUGAGGAUCCGUCCCAAAUUCGAGUAGUAUUGUUCAAGGAAUAACUUCUAGUGUGAACGUGUAAAUGUGCAUUCUUUAGAGAAUAAAAUGUCAGUUGAAUUGUA
Coccinella septempunctata (seven-spotted ladybird) is the source of this 511-nucleotide messenger RNA. Its product is annotated as ejaculatory bulb-specific protein 3-like. The transcript has 2 exons. The record is from RefSeq and is a predicted model, not a curated record. The coding region runs from base 34 to 411 and encodes 125 amino acids. NCBI's taxonomy places the organism in Eukaryota, Metazoa, Arthropoda, Insecta, Coleoptera, Coccinellidae.